Messenger RNA from Cololabis saira (Pacific saury), 4321 nucleotides. RefSeq names its product FCH and mu domain containing endocytic adaptor 1 (gene fcho1). The coding region runs from base 142 to 3783 and encodes 1213 amino acids. Gene Ontology annotation, cellular component: plasma membrane; clathrin-coated pit; clathrin-coated vesicle. The transcript has 29 exons. NCBI's taxonomy places the organism in Eukaryota, Metazoa, Chordata, Actinopteri, Beloniformes, Belonidae. Gene Ontology annotation, biological process: clathrin-dependent endocytosis; clathrin coat assembly. The record is from RefSeq and is a predicted model, not a curated record.
GUUCAGGGUGAACCUAAGUACCGCACUGGAGAUGGGAAAUGUACGCGGAGCUGUCUGAAAACUGUCCAGCAAAUGGCCGGGGCUGAAUGCUGCUGGGUCUUUUUGAUAUGAGAAAGAUUGUGAUGAUCCUCUGAGUGGAAAAUGGCCGUCUUUCAGAACAACUUCUGGGGGGAGAAGAAUGCCGGCUUUGACGUGCUCUAUCACAACAUGAAGCAUGGCCAGCUGGCAACCAAGGAGCUAGCCGAGUUUGUCCGAGAAAGGGCUGCCAUUGAGGAGACUUACUCCAAAUCCAUGAGCAAACUGGCUAAAAUCGCUAGUAAUGGGAGUCCACAGGGGACUUUUGCACCCAUGUGGGACGUGUUCAGGGUGUCCUCGGACAAAGUGGCGCUCUGCCACCUGGAGCUGAUGAAGAAGAUGAACGAUCUCAUCCGGGACGUCAGCAAGUACGGGGAAGAGCAGGUCAAAAUACACCGCAAGACCAAGGAGGAAAUGGUGGGGACGGUGGAGGCAGUGCAGGCGCUGCAGAUUCAGAACAGUCACCUCCAGAAGUCCAAGGAGGGUUACCACGCCAAGUGCUUGGACGUGGAUCGGCUCAGGAAGGAGGGAGCGCCGCAGAAAGAGCUGGAGAAGGCGGAGCUGAAGUCUAAGAAAGCGGCCGAGUCUUUAGGUUUGUGCAUCGACAAAUACAACCGCGUGGGAGGAGAGUUUGAGCAGAAGAUGAGCGAGUCCGCCCAGAGGUUUCAGGAAAUCGAAGAGACCCAUUUGCGACAGAUGAAACAGCUGAUGAAAAGUUAUUCCCACUCCAUAGAGGACACCCACGUGCAGGUUGGACAGGUGCACGAGGAAUUCAAGCAGAACGUGGAAAACAUCGGCAUUGAUAACCUCGUUCAGAAAUUUGCCGAACAGAAGGGCACGGGCAAAGACCGGCCAGCGCUGGUUGGAUUUGAGGAGUACAUGACAGCCCUGGCAUCUGAAGUUGGGAAAAAGAGUCGGGCUAAAGCCUUCAGGAUCCCCGGUCUGGGCAAGAGGGAGAAGGAGCCAGACUCGACGGAUUCAGCUAUGACGGAAACACUGAACUCACCGCUGGAGGUGGACGACGAGGGAUUUGUCAUCCGGGCCGACAGCACUCAGAAUGGCUGCUCCGAAGAAAAAGAGAGCAACUUCUACUCCAGCGACUCGGACUUUGACGACGAGGAGCCCAAGAAGUUCCACAUCCAGAUCCGGCCGGUGGCCAGCAGCAAUCGCAGCAACUCCGUCGCCACGGAGAAGGAGCUCAAGGCGACAGUGGGCACGCUCACGCUGCCGCCCAACAGAGGCGCACGGCAGCAGAUUUUUCAGGUUUCAGCAAAGCGACAUCUUUCCAGAAACUCAAGUACAGCAGGAGUCCAAUCAGAAGAGAGGGAGCCUCAUAGAGAUGGAGAGCAGGAGGGGCUGCACAGGUCCACCUCCAGUCCCGAUCACAGCAGGUUGAGUUCAACGGCGUCUGGUUCGGACAGUCUGUUCGGACCGCCGCUGGAGUCGGCCUUCAAGUCCAAAAGCUUCGACAGCCGGGAGCAGCUCAGAGAGCAGAGCACCUUCGGUGCUUCUGAAUACGCCGCCUUCUCGUCCGAUUCCUCGUCCCCGGAGAACGUGGAGGACUCGGGCCUGGACUCGCCGUCCCACCAGACCCUGGGCCCGUCCCCCGAGCCGGUGGGCUGGGCCUCCUGGCCCGCCGCCUUGCCGGCCGAGCCGCCCCAGACAUCGGGCCGGCCGCCGGACCCGUUCCUCUCCGCCUUCAGCGACCCUCCCCCCGGACGCUUCUCCAACCCGCCAGACGACCCCGCGCACGUCUGGCCCGUCGCCUCGUCGCACCUGUCCCGCGUCGCCCCGGACGCCGACCCUUCCUCCGUGCGGUUUCCCGCCUUCUCCCAGACGCUGCCCCCGGCGGAGGUGGAGGCGUCGGUGUGGAACUGCAAGCACAUCCCGCCCGAGGACCCGUUCCUGGCCGUGUUCGAGAGGACGCUCACGCAGGAGACGCUGAACCUGUCGGACGCCUGGGCGCGCCCGCCGCCGCGCCCGCCCCAGGAGGGCCGGGCCAAGGAGCCCCGCGGGGACCCGUUCUCCGUGUCCCUCCCCGACGCCAAGACCCUCCCGGCCCCUUCCUCGUCCUCCUCCUCCUGUAACCGUAGAGACCGGGACCGCAGACGGGACCGCAGCCUCCCGCCCCCCAUCACCUCGGACGACCCCUUCGCCAUCACCAUGAUCGGCAGCCCCACGCACCAGUCGUCUCUGGCCGCGGCGGCCGGCGCCGCCCCGCCCGUCAGCCCCUCGGCCAACGGCGGCGGCCGGCUGGGACUCACCGCCGGCCCCGGUUCCGGCUCCGGCUCGGUGCCGUCGCCUCAGCCCAAGAAGGAGCUGACGCACUGGAACUCGGUGCACAACCCGUUCAGCGAGGGCGGCGGCGCCAGAACGCAGGACGGAGGCGGAGGAGGAGGGGAGAGGAGGAAGCACCGGACGCCAGAGAGCGAGCCGCGCAGGAACGCCCCGCCGCUCACCAGGCACUCGGGGCCGCAGGAGGAUCUGUGCUUCUCCACGGACCGAGACCAGGACUGUCUGGACCUGAGCUGCAGCAUCGGCUCCCACUCCGGUCCCAAACACGUGUUCAGGCAGGACACGGCGGAGGCGGCUCCUCCGAGGGCGGCGAGGGCCCGGAGGUCUUCAGGCCGCCUGGGCGGCUGCGAGAGAUCCCGCUCGCUGUGCUCGUCGCCGCUGCCGGAGCCCAGCCCCUCCCUCACCUCGUCCUCCUCCUCCAGCCCCAGCGAGUGGGGGCCCCAGGCCCGGGACGGGGACUGGGGGGGCCAGAACCGCGUCCCCAGCCCGGCCAGGGCGGGGCAGGCGUCACCGCUGCCCUACCAGCACCAGGACCACCAGCAGAGACAACUUCACCUGUCCAGAGGUCCCAGUCCCAUCUCCCUCAGCACGCAGGAGGCCUGGCCGGUGGCCGCCGCCAUCACGGAGUACAUCAACGCUUACUUCAAAGGAGGACAGCACAACCGCUGUCUGGUGAAGAUCACCGGCGACCUAACCAUGUCCUUCCCGGCCGGGAUCACGCGGAUUUUCACCGCCAACCCCAACGUUCCCGUGCUCAGCUUCAGAAUGGUCAACGUCUCCAGGAUCGAUCGCUUCCUGCCCAAUCAGAAGCUGCUGUACAGCGAUCCGUCUCAGAGCGACCCGGACGCCAGGGACUUCUGGUUCAACAUGCAGGCGCUGCAGCUGCACCUGCAGCGGGAGGCCGAGCUCAACCCGCAGGCGUCGUACUACAACGUCGGCCUGCUCAAGUACCAGGUGUCCUCCCAGGAUCCGGGUCGGGCCCCCCUCCUGCUGUCGGCUGAGUGUCAGCGGAGCGGCACGGUGACCCGGGUGUCCCUGGACUACCACUGCUGCCCCGCCACGGCGCCCUCCACCCAGCUCAGCGCCGUGCAGGUGCUGCUGCCGCUGGACCACACGGCCACGGACCUGCAGUGCCAGCCGCCCGCCUCCUGGAACGCCGAGGAGCGACGGCUGCUGUGGAAGCUGCCGAACCUUUCCCCGACCAACCACAGCAAAGGCUCGGGGACGCUGUGUGCCAGCUGGCAGUGCCUGGAGGUUCCCCGCGGCCCGCCGCCCAGCCUGGCGGUCCAGUUCGUGGGCUCGGGCACGUCCCUGUCGGGCCUGGACGUGGAGCUGGUGGGAAGCCGCUACCGCAUGUCGCUGAUCAAGAGAAGAUUUGCCACAGGGAAGUACAUGGCCGGCUGCUCCCUCUGAAUCACCGAAAAGGUUGAGUGAACUCUGCACUUUCCCAGCGUUUGGAGUCGAGAGGUCGUUCUCGGCCGCGGAGAACAACGUGCACUUACUUCCCGCCGGUGUCCCGCUGCUUUAGGACCAAGCCUUUCCUCCUCUCCUCUAACUUAACUUGCGUGUCGUCCGUGUGGUUUUUCCGCCACUUCCACCAGGAAACUCUUUCCACUGCAUUUUUCUCUCGUCACAUUGUGUUCAUGGUGUUUUCUGUGCCUUUUUGUAUCAAGAGACCGAAGCUAAGCUACAUGUCCUUUUCUUGAAUUACGGAGGAAAAAGUAAAUAUAUAAUAUAAAAGCAUAUUAAUGUAUGGAGCCGAGUUGCCAUGGAAAUAGGAUUUUUAAAUUGUGUAAAUACUGUAUCUCUAUAGCAUCCUGAAGGAUCGAAGAGUGUGUGCAAAAGAUCUAUGAAACUUUAGAAACAAAACUGUUUGUAAAUCUGACAUUUGUUUCAAAUAGGUUUUGUGAUGUUGAUAUUUGAUUUAAAAUAAAAAUAAUAAUAAAUGUGC